Phragmites australis (common reed) is the source of this 1503-nucleotide messenger RNA. Its product is annotated as annexin Gh1-like. The transcript is spliced from 5 exons. The record is from RefSeq and is a predicted model, not a curated record. Lineage: Eukaryota; Viridiplantae; Streptophyta; Magnoliopsida; Poales; Poaceae. Bases 486 to 1454 code for a protein of 322 amino acids. Gene Ontology annotation, molecular function: calcium ion binding; calcium-dependent phospholipid binding. Gene Ontology annotation, cellular component: cytoplasm.
AAUCCUUUUCACAGUUUAGUGGGCUAACUUUGCAGCACUUGCAUCUUAUUUGGCACAUAUGUGUAGGAUCUUUUCUCCUGGCAACCACUGAUCGAUAUGUGCAUUCUCCAAAGAACACACCCUCAAACACCACUAAACGAAUUACGUGAUGUUUAUCCGGAUCGUACUAUAAGGAGUAUUAAACAUCGUAGGAUCUAGGUGAUUCAUUUACAUUCAAAGGAGAUCAGAAGAAGCUGAAAAGGCUAAUUCCAAGAUUUGCUUCUCUGAAAUCCUGCUCCUUGCCCUUAGUGUCCACACUGAGUAUUAUGACUCGGAUUUGCUCCUCAUGUUCCCUUUUCCUUCCUCCUCUUUUGCCAUCCGAGAUAACUUUCUCCCUCCUUUGGAAGAAAGGAAACCAUGAGCAAUGCCUGAUAUUUAUAUAGCCGCGUAUUCGCUGGCCAAUCUAACCGAGUUCUCUGCAUCGAACACUUCAGCAUCCGGCAACCAUGGCCUCUCAGCCUCCUGUCACUACGGGCUUUGAAGAGGAGUGCAGAGAGAUCCACGACGCGUGCAGCCAACCCCGACGCUUGGGCCUCCUCCUGGCUCCCCGGAGCCCGUCCGAGAGACAGCAGAUCAGGGCGGCUUACCGUGCAACGUUCGGCGAGGACCUCGCCGAACGGCUGCACGAGACCCUCGUGGCCAACCAGGAGGAUGAGCUCUGCAAGCUGCUCUACCUGUGGACGCUCGAGCCAGCGGAGAGAGACGCGAUCAUGGUGCGGGAGGCGGUAGAGGGCGGCAUGACUGCGGCCGGCCACCGGGCCCUGGUCGAGGUCUUCACGCGGCGGAAGCAGAACCAGCUCUUCUUUACCAAGCAGGCGUACCUGGCCAAGUUCAGGAGGAACCUGGAGCAGGACAUGGCCACCGAGCCGUCUCAUCCGUACCAGAGGCUGUUGGUAGCUCUUGCGGCCUCCCGCAAGUCGCACCACGAUGAGCUCAGCCAGCACAUUGCGAAAUGCGACGCGAGGAGGCUGUACGAUGCGAAGAACGGCAGCGCCGGAUCGGGCGUCGACGAGGCUGUGAUCCUUGAGAUGUUCAGCAAGAGGAGCAUCCCACAGCUCAGGCUGGCGUUAUGCAGCUACAAACACAUAUAUGGGCAUGAUUACACCAAGGCACUGAAGAUGAAUGGGUCUGGUGAGUUUGGAGAAUCUCUGAGAGUUGUUGUCAGGUGCAUCUACAGUCCCUCCAAGUAUUACUCCAAGUUACUGCAAAGAAGUAUGCAAUGUGCAGCAACCGAUAAAAGGUUGGUUACAAGGGCUAUCUUGGGCAGCGACGACGUCGGUAUGGACGAGAUCAAAUCAGAGUUCAAGAGUAGUUAUGGAAGGAACCUUGCAGACUUCGUCCUUGAAAGCUUGCCUGCGAGUGAUUACAGAGAUUUUCUUGUGGCUGUGGCAGGAGGAUCAGUGGCCUCACGUUGAAAGUAGAGAAAUCCUUGACUUGUCAAUGGAAUAAAAUUCUAUAGUAAGU